AUGUUUUAUCACAAUAGGAGUUUUUUUCACCCAACCACAUUUUUCCUCAUUGGAAUCCCAGGCCUGGAAGAGGUCCAUGCCUGGAUCUCCCUGCCUUUCUGCUCUGUUUACCUUGUGGCUUUACUGGGCAAUGUCACAAUUCUGCUAGUCAUCAAGAUGGAGCCGACACUCCGGGAACCCAUGUUCUACUUUCUAGCCACCCUUUCAACCAUUGAUUUGGCCCUUUCAACAACCUCUGUCCCCCGCAUGCUGGGUAUCUUCUGGUUUGAUGCUCAUGAGAUUAACUUUGGGGCUUGUGUGGCCCAGAUGUUCCUGAUCCAUGCCUUCACUGGCAUGGAGGCUGAGGUCCUGGUGGCCAUGGCCUUUGACCGCUAUGUAGCAAUCUGUGCUCCACUCCACUACAUGACCAUCCUGACAUCCCGGGUGUUGGUGGGCAUCAGCAUGUGCAUUGUAAUUCGUCCAGUCCUGCUGACACUUCCCAUAAUCUAUCUCAUCUACCGCCUACCCUUUUGUCAGGCUCAUGUGAUAGCUCAUUCCUACUGUGAGCACAUGGGCAUCGCAAAACUAUCCUGUGGAAACAUCCACAUCAAUGGUACUUAUGGGCUCUUUGUUGUUUUCUUCUUUGUCCUAAACCUAGUCCUUGUUGGCAUCUCCGAUAUUUACAUUCUCCGUGCUGUCUUUCGCCUCCCAUCCCAAGAUGCACGGCUAAAAGCCCUAAGCACCUGUGGCUCCCAUGUUGGGGUCAUUUGUGUUUUCUAUAUCCCCUCAGUCUUCUCUUUCCUCACUCACCGAUUUGGCCACAACAUACCCCGCUACAUUCACAUUCUUGUUGCCAACCUCUAUUUGGUUAUCCCACCUUCACUCAACCCCAUCAUCUAUGGUGUGAGGACGAAACAGAUACGAGAGCGAGUACUCUGUGUGCUUAUUAAAAAAUAA
Camelus dromedarius (Arabian camel) is the source of this 936-nucleotide messenger RNA. Its product is annotated as olfactory receptor 52J3. NCBI's taxonomy places the organism in Eukaryota, Metazoa, Chordata, Mammalia, Artiodactyla, Camelidae. Bases 1 to 936 code for a protein of 311 amino acids. Gene Ontology annotation, molecular function: G protein-coupled receptor activity; olfactory receptor activity. Gene Ontology annotation, biological process: G protein-coupled receptor signaling pathway. The transcript has a single exon. Gene Ontology annotation, cellular component: plasma membrane. The record is from RefSeq and is a predicted model, not a curated record.